UGCAGCCACCUCUCCCCAAUCGUUGCUUUCCCAAGGCCUAUUUUUCCUUUAUACAUGCAUUCAUUAAUUAGAUGCUUAAUAUUACAAGCAGUAGUAAUUUUUUUCAAAAAGGAAACACACUAAAUGCGGAGAUUUUAUGCAAAUCAUAGAGGGAUUAUAGAAAUUCAAGAAUCCAAGAAAAUAAUAAAUAUCGAGGAUGGAGGGGUGCAAUUCAAAUUCAAGGAUGUUGUCGUCGACGGCGAGGCUGCUGGGGUUUAUGGUGCCGUUGCUGCUGGUUUCGGUGAUGGUGGCGGUUUCCAAUUCUAAUUCCAAUUGGAUAUUCGCCUCCAAUUACUACCCGUGGACUUGGACCUCGUCUCUCUCCGCCGCCCGGAAUUCCUCCGCCGCCGCCUUCGACGAGGCACCGGGGGAGGCUUUGGACUUGAGGCGGAGAGUGGUCGGCGGCGGGGAGGAGAGGGAGGAGGCGCUCUCCGCUGAUUACACUCUCCAGCGCUCCGCUGCCGCUCCGCCGCUUGGUGUUCUAGUUGCAGAGGCCGAGCCGCCGAGCGAUGAGACCAAAGUGGAAUUAAUAAUAACACCGAAACAGUCGAAUGUCUCUACUCUAUUCAACGAUACUCGUGCUCUUCCCUUGACCCCUAAAAUAAGCAAAAGGUUUACCAACUUUCAAGUACUGGAGGCCAAACUUCAGAAAGCUCGAGCUGCAAUUAGAAAUGCAAAAAAUGGAAAUACAUCGUCCGAUCCUGACUAUGUCCCUUCGGGUCCCGUUUACUGGAAUCCCUCAUCUUUUCACAGGAGCUACCUUGAGAUGGAAAAGCUCUUCAAAGUGUUCAUCUAUAAAGAAGGGGAACAACCUAUCUUUCACAAUGGCCCUUGUGGAAGCAUCUAUUCAAUGGAGGGAAAUUUCAUUUACAAGCUAGAAACGUCAAGCUUUCGGACGCAAAAUCCCGACAAAGCUAGCGUUUACUUCCUUCCCUUUAGUGUGGUGUCAAUGGUUCACUUCAUCUAUGACAGAGGCGCUCCUGAUCAUUGGCUGCCUUUGAAACAAACUGUGAAGGACUACGUCGAUCUUGUAGCUGGACGAUACCCGUAUUGGAAUCGCAGCCUCGGAUCCGACCACUUCAUGCUCUCUUGCCAUGAUUGGGGGCCUGAACUUUCAAAGUCGGUACCAGAAUUAUUCAAGAACUCCAUACGAGCUUUAUGCAACGCAAACGUAUCCGAAGGGUUCCAACCAUCAAAAGACGUGUCGAUCCCAGAGAUCAACCUGCCCGGCGGCCGGACAAAUGGACUAAUUGGUGGGCCAUCGCCUUCUAGAAGGCCGAUCCUUGCCUUCUUUGCAGGAGGGCUCCACGGCCCCAUUAGGCCGAUCCUCCUCGAGCACUGGGAGAACAAAGAUCCCGAGAUUGAAGUCCACCAGUAUCUCCCCAAAGGCGUCUCGUAUUCAGCAAUGAUGCGAAAGAGCAAGUUCUGCAUCUGCCCCAGCGGGUACGAGGUUGCAAGCCCACGGAUGGUGGAGGCGCUGUACACGGGGUGCGUGCCCGUCCUCGUGAAGGACGGGUACGUGCCCCCUUUCAGCGACGUUCUCAACUGGAAAGCGUUCUCGGUUGAAGUCUCGGUGAAGGAGAUCCCGAACCUCAAGAGGAUCCUCGCAGGGAUCUCGACGAGGCAGUAUAUAAGGAUGCAGAGGCGCGGGGUGGCAGCGCGGCGGCAUUUUGAGGUGAAUUUGCCACCCAAAAGGUAUGAUGUGUUUCAUAUGACUCUGCAUUCGAUUUGGUUGAGAAGGAUGAAUAUAAGACUGAAUGGAGUUGAAGAUUCAUGAAUGUACAGAUGAUGUGGAAUUCAGCUUACACAUUUUCAAGCAUUCUUUUCUUUGUUUUUGUGGUUUAUUUUGGAUUGAAGUAUAUAUAGUAGUAGUAUGAUCUCUAAUCUUGUAAGAAUGAAAUGAUGUUGAUUUUUUUGGUUCAUUAUUUUUCAUAAUUGUAGUAGUGAGUGUCUUAUAAUUCUUAUGUUUGUGAUUUAUGAAAGCAGCUUCAAAUGUUUAAACUUUUUCA
Salvia hispanica is the source of this 2048-nucleotide messenger RNA. RefSeq names its product putative glycosyltransferase At5g03795. NCBI's taxonomy places the organism in Eukaryota, Viridiplantae, Streptophyta, Magnoliopsida, Lamiales, Lamiaceae. Gene Ontology annotation, molecular function: glycosyltransferase activity. The record is from RefSeq and is a predicted model, not a curated record.